Oncorhynchus gorbuscha (pink salmon) is the source of this 3243-nucleotide messenger RNA. Its product is annotated as poly(A)-specific ribonuclease PARN-like. Gene Ontology annotation, cellular component: cytoplasm; nucleus. Bases 109 to 1341 code for a protein of 410 amino acids. The record is from RefSeq and is a predicted model, not a curated record. Gene Ontology annotation, biological process: nuclear-transcribed mRNA poly(A) tail shortening. Gene Ontology annotation, molecular function: poly(A)-specific ribonuclease activity; metal ion binding; RNA binding. The transcript has 16 exons. Lineage: Eukaryota; Metazoa; Chordata; Actinopteri; Salmoniformes; Salmonidae.
AACGGGCAGAAACAGGAGAGAGAACAGGAGGAGCUGAAUGACGCUGUGGGAUUCUCCAGGGUCAUACACGCCAUCUCCAAAUCUGGAAAGUUGGUGGUUGGCCACAACAUGCUGCUGGACGUCAUGCACACCAUCCAUCAGUUCUACUGCCUACUGCCAGAGGACCUGAAUGACUUUAAAGAAGUCACUCAGUGUGUCUUCCCCAGGCUGUUGGACACCAAGCUCAUGGCCACUACGCAACCUUUCAAGGAGUUGAUCAACAUCACGUCUCUAGCAGAGCUGCAGAAACAGCUGAAAGAGAGCCCCUUCAAAUCUCCUAAAGUUGUGACGGCGGAGGGGUUCCCCAGCUACGAUACAGCCCAGGAACAGCUCCACGAGGCGGGCUACGAUGCCUUCAUCACUGGUCUCUGCUUCAUCUCCAUGGCCAACUACCUAGGUACUUUCCUGACUCCCCCCAGAGCCCACAUCCCAUCCCAAUCGAAACUCAUCCAACCCUUCGUCAACAAACUGUUCCUGAUGAGGAUCAUAGAUAUUCCCUACCUCAACAUCAGCGGACCAGACCUCCAGCCCAAGAGGGAUCAUGUUCUGUAUGUCACCUUCCCUAAGGAGUGGAAGACCAGUGACCUCUACCAGCUGUUCAGUGCCUUUGGUAACAUCCAGGUGUCGUGGAUUGAUGACACGUCAGCAUUUGUAUCUCUGAGUCAGACUGACCAGGUUCAGAUCGCGAUGAACACCAGUCGCUAUGCGGAGAGCUACCGUAUCCAGACGUAUGUAGAGUAUGUCCAGGGCAGGCAGCAGGUCAGGGAGAGCCAGGGCCAUUCUACCUCGUCCUGGGACGAGGACGGCUGGGUUAAACCGCACUACACCUCCCCCUCUACAGUUGGUGCUGGUCCUACUGGCUACAGCUACGGUCACAACAGGCCGUCGUUGGGGAAACGCUGCGUCAGUCCGAUCCAGGAGGAGCAGCCUACAGAGGGAGAGGCUCAGAGACACGCUGACGGAUGGAGUGGUUACACACACUCUAACACACACUCCGACACGGGCAGCAAGAAGAUCAGGACCGAUGGGGUGUGUGUACGGACGUAUGCAGGAGUAGUGGACAGUAGGACGUCAGAAGGCUGGCUGAAAACUCAGUCUGAGUCUGAUUCGUCGAGCAUGAGUCCGAUCCAGGAAGAGGCGGGGUCGGAGGCGGUAGACGACGCUAGUGAUCCGGCGGCGGGCGAAUGGCAACAGCAGCCUUCAACCAAUCAGAGCAAGAAGAGCCGCAAGGACAACAGGAUGAGGAAGAGUGAUGGUGCAGAGACGACGUCUUCUCUGUUCGACGUACCUCAGGUCUGGUAGCGAUGGAACCCGAGCUCCUGGCUCCUUACCACCUGGGUUCCUACUUCCUACCCCUGGCCACUUGACUCCUACCCCCUAGGACCGGGUUUGGAACGAGGCCUGAAGUUUCAACCAGCUGCACUUAUCUGACUGGCUGAGAGAAACGAAGCCAUAAAUCAUGAUAGGAGUCCUCAGCAUGUGGUAUAGCAGGAUAUUCACCCUAAUCCGUAUAUAGUACACUACUUUUAACUACGGCCAAUAGAGCUCUGGUUCAAACUAGUGCACUAUGGAUUGUUGUGUCCCAAAUAUUUUUUCACUGCUUUUUUUGUUGUUGCUCGCACUGUUUUUCAUUUCUGAUUGAUUGAUAAAUCCCUGUAUCGUGAUGGAUUAGGUAGUUACCACUCUGCAUGUUGUGGCGCUACUGGCAGCUGUUCAGUACAGAGAGAGAGAGAGAGAGAGAGAACUCACACCCAGGCUCUACUCUCCUAACCCACCAGGCUCUGAAAUGGCAGCUUGAUCUCUGUUCCACUACUCUUAACCAGGGUCUAUAGCGCUCUGGUCAAAACUAGUGCUCUAUAUAGGGGAAUGGGGGCCAUUUGGUUCAGUCUGAUCUCUGUUCCACUACUCUUAACCAGGGUCUAUAGCGCUCUGGUCAAAACUAGUGCUCUAUAUAGGGGAAUGGGGGCCAUUUGGUUCAGUCUGAUCUCUGUUCCACUACUCUUAACCAGGGUCUAUAGCGCUCUGGUCAAAACUAGUGCUCUAUAUAGGGGAAUGGGGGCCAUUUGGUUCACAGCCUGGGUCUGUGUUCCAUGAGGAUCAACGUUAUUCAUCUAGAAAUACACUAUCUAGAUUUGAUGCACUUCUUUGUUCUAUAGAAGAGGGAAUUGUGUCAUGGUGUGGUGUGUGUUUUCUACGUUGUAUCAUCCUGAACACCAGGCCAGGCUCGUUGUUCCACGACCUCCUAGUUACUGUCACCGAGUCUGAAAUCUUUCCCCUCACUGUGUCUGUUACCGGUGCCAAACCGGUUUAGUUUUAACCGUAAAAAAAUGUUGCCUCCGUGUCCCGUUCAUCGUGAACCAUCAUUAAGUGUCUCUUAAACCCCCCCCCCCCCCCCCCAAUGCCACUUGACUGAUUCUAGUGUAACACUGUCCUGGUGCUGUAGUAGGAUUUUAAAUGUAGUUUAAUUAACUUCCUUUUUUAAAAUAUGUAUAAAGUUAAAGCCCCUCCCCUCGAAUUUUAUAGAUCCUGCUGGAACCUUCUCUAAUAGUGUGUUCUAAAUGGCUCCCUGUGCAGUGUACUAGGAAAUAGGGCCCUGUGUAGUGCAGUGUACUAGGGAGUAGGGCCCUGUGUAGUGCAGUGUACUAGGGAGUAGGGCCCUGUGUAGUGCAGUGUACUAGGGAGUAGGGCCCUGUGUAGUGCAGUGUACUAGGGAGUAGGGCCCUGUGUAGUGCAGUGUACUAGGGAGUAGGGCCCUGUGUAGUGCAGUGUACUAGGGAGUAGGGCCCUGUGUAGUGCAGUGUACUAGGGAGUAGGGCCCUGUGUAGUGCAGUGUACUAGGGAGUAGGGCCCUGUGUAGUGCAGUGUACUAGGGAGUAGGGCCCUGUGUAGUGCAGUGUACUAGGGAGUAGGAAGCCAUUUUGUGAAACAACGAGGUGUUUUUUUUGGCGUGGUUGGUCUUUUCCCUACAACAGACAGUCUAGUGGCAUUAUUACUUUUGUAUGGACAACUUUUUUGUUGUGGCGUUUAAAUGUCUUUAUUUUUGUGGUCUUUACUUUCCCCUCGUUGUAACGUCCUCCCCUUGCAACUGUGUCAAAUAUUGUAUCAAUGCAAAACGUGUUAAAGAAUACGCUGUUUUUGUAUGUAAAAUGUCGAAACAAAUAUUUCCUUAUGAACAGGAACAAUUAAAGAACGUUUUCUUAGUAA